Messenger RNA from Nelumbo nucifera (sacred lotus), 872 nucleotides. Its product is annotated as universal stress protein PHOS32-like. Lineage: Eukaryota; Viridiplantae; Streptophyta; Magnoliopsida; Proteales; Nelumbonaceae. The record is from RefSeq and is a predicted model, not a curated record.
CGUUCGCUCUCAAAACCGCAGGUCCGCAGCCAGAACGAAAAUCUGCGGAACCAAAACCAGAAACCGCCAAACCAAUUCACCUUCUAUAAGAAACCAUUCAUCGAACACCAUUUCUGCAUAGUUAUCAGUUCUAGCACACUCGGUUUUAUUUUUGUCGUCAACACAACAAUCUCUUGUUUGUCGAAGCAGAUUCAGGGAUCCGGCUUCCGAUGGCUGAUUUUGAAGCGAAAGAGCGGAGGGUAAUGGUUGCGGUGGACGAGAGCGAGGAGAGCAUGUACGCGCUGUCUUGGUGUCUCAAAAACCUCAUUCCUCCAGAUGCACAGACUACCCUCAUCCUCCUCUACGCAAAGCCCCCUCCUCCCGUCUACUCUUCUUUGGAUGGCACAGGUUAUUUGUUCGCUAGUGAUGUAAUCGCAACCAUGGAGAAGUACAGUAGAGAUUUGGCCGAUUCCGUGAUGGAGAGAGCUGAAGCGAUUUUCAAGAAUCACAGCAACAUCAAAGUAGAGAAGAAAGUGGGGAGCGGAGAUGCGAGGGAGGUGAUAUGUAUGACGGUGGAGAAAUUCGGAGCUGACCUGUUGGUCAUGGGAAGCCAUGGCUAUGGCUUCUUCAAGAGGACUGUUCUAGGUAGUGUGAGCGAUUACUGUGCAAAGCACGCCAAGUGUCCCGUCUUGAUUGUGAAACGACCCAAGAAUUGAUUCUAUUUUUUGGGAACAUUUGGGCUUGGGCUUGAGAAAUCUAGGUUGGGUUAGGAUUGGGCGGUGCAUGGUGUAAUUAUAAUGCAGAUUGGAACCUAACUGAUAUGAUUGUAUAUGAUGUCUAUUUGUGUGUAUGUAUUAUGUAGUCCAAUGGAUAUUCCAUCUUCCAUCACGCCA